This is a messenger RNA of Protomyces lactucae-debilis, 3984 nucleotides long. RefSeq lists its product as uncharacterized. The transcript has 4 exons. Bases 1 to 3984 code for a protein of 1327 amino acids. Lineage: Eukaryota; Fungi; Ascomycota; Taphrinomycetes; Taphrinales; Protomycetaceae. The record is from RefSeq and is a predicted model, not a curated record. Gene Ontology annotation, cellular component: actin cytoskeleton; Arp2/3 protein complex; cytoplasm. Gene Ontology annotation, biological process: Arp2/3 complex-mediated actin nucleation; regulation of actin filament polymerization. Gene Ontology annotation, molecular function: GTPase activator activity; protein binding.
AUGGCAGAGGUAGACUGGCGGAGAGUCAACAUUGACCAAUUCGACGAGGACAGACUCGAUGCCGAGCAGCUCUUUGAUAUCAUUGCAACAGAAGACUCUACCAAAGUCGCGCAGGACGUCCGGCAGCUCAUCUCUCGCGGCGAUGCAACAGGCGCGCUGGCUGCGUCCCUCUUGACAAGCGAUCCAGCACCGUGUCUUUCUGUUCUUGGCACAGUCAAGUCAAGCGACAUUGCCGUGACACUCAAGUCACUCUCCUCAGAUGAUCUGGAUGCACUGAUGCGAGCCAUCUACAAAGGACUCGCCAGUCCUGCUACGAACAACUGUGCGGUGCUCCUCUCCUGGCAUGAAAAGGUCGUGGAGCUUGGCGGCGAGGGUGUCAUUGUCAGCUCAGAAGGGCUCAUGUUUGGUCGUCUUGAGGACGCGCGCAUCUUCACAAAUGGGCAAAACACGCUUAUCCCCAUCCUGCUGCGCGAAUCUGUGCUAGAUAGUGUCUCUUUCCGUGCAGCUACAAAACACUUCGAAGACCAGGUCGAGAAUGUCGAUAUCUGGCUCAGUCACUUUGUCCGUCAUUGCCACGACUUUUGCGCGCAGUUCACAAGGCUGGAAGAUCAAGCAUGUAACUUCCACGGCAAGAGUGUGCCAGUCUUUGUGGAAUCGGGUAUCGUCGAUACAGACUAUACUGUCACGGCGCUGUCAAAAUUCAGCGAAGCAAAUCGCGCUUACUGGUCAGCCAUCUUUGGUCAUGCGAGAAGUAUGGAGGCCAUGAUGACAGAGCCACUUGUCAAGCUGCAGAAUAAUGAGCUACGAGAGAUUCGCCACUUGAAGAGCGAGUUUCACGCUAGCCAAAAGGCUUUCGAUGAGGCAUUUCGCUACUAUGCUCAGCAGAGCAAGAGCAAAGAGGCGAGUUCGUUGCGAGAAGAUGCAUUCCAGCUUUGGGAAAAACGCAAGGCAUAUAUCAAAGCAUCCUUCGACUAUACCAUCAAAAUGUCGACUUUUCGUGCAGCUCUCGACGCAGCAUUGAUUGCCGCUUUUGCGAGGUCAUACGAGACAACUUCUUCGCACACCUCUGCCCUUGCUUCUGACUUUGUAUCGAGACCCUCCAUGGGUCGUGUUCUGUCUUGGUCUGAAGAGAUGGCGAAAUCCUCGCGCGAUGCAGAAGAAUUGCUCUACAGCAUGCGGAUCGAGAUGGAAGACAACAUCGUCAACCUCACGAGCCCUGGGCGUGAUCUGGCAGAAUAUGCUCCAGAUCGCAAGUCUCAAGGACGUGGUGGAAUUAGCCAGGCUCGUGGAAGGCCUGCAAAACAAGGAUGGCUCAUGAUGCGUGCGGUGAGCGGCAAGCCGGCACGCUAUUCAUGGAACAGGCGAUGGUGCUAUGUUAAGGAUGGCAGCUUUGGAUGGCUACUCAACAACCCAAAGCAUGGUGGAGUGGAGGAGAGCGACCGCUAUGGAGUCUUGCUCUGCAAUAUCAAAGUUGCUGUGCAGGAGGAUCGACGUUUCUGCUUUGAGGUCAUUACCAAGGAUCAAACAUUCUUGCUGCAGGCUGAAAAUGAGCACGAUUUGGCAGAUUGGAUGAAUGUGUUCAACCUUGCAAAAGAAGCAAUUCUAGCAACCCAAAAGAACAACGAGCAAGCAUUCGCAGUGUCAAGAGCUCAAGGUGCUUUUGCUGUUGCAGCAGAUGGAACGAUGGACGACACAACGCAGACACCCAAACGUGGUCAUGCCAAGCAAGAUUCAGGAAACCACGGACUGUCUGCUGCUCUGGCCACUGCCUCCAAUGUUGCAUCGACUCUUGCACAGCCGACCAAACUCUUUGGAAAGUCUGAAGAACUCAAAGUCCUCAAUCCAUUCGAAGCCCAGGUGGAGACGACCCAAUUGGCGCCUUCCACUCUUGCUCCUGCUCCUUUGAAUACAGCGCUCACUGCACAUUGCAUCGCAGACCCUAUGACAAGUCUGGCACAUAAUCCUUCAGGGCUCCAAGCCAAUCAUUGGGGCUCCAUCAACUAUGGAUUGACGCGCUUGAUGAGCCCCGAUGAUCUCAAGGUGAAAGGCUUUGCUAGUCUCUUGGCAGGUCCAGAGGCUGCCAUUGACACACUGUACGCCCAACGUGAUAAGGAGCAAGGCGAACGAGUGAUGUCAGAUCCAGGCAGCGAGCCGGUAGAUUAUACACCUUGGCUUCGUCGACAAGACGCACAAUUUUCGAGUUUGUUCCCACAUGCCAAAAAUGAACAUGUCAUGAUGGUCUUUCGAGGCACUCGCAAAAUGUCCAUGUACAAGCCGCUUUUCUCUGGUCGUAUGUACAUGACGAUGCGUGGAUUUUACUUUUAUGCUCAGUCUGCUGGAUUGACGAUGCUACAAACCUGUUUGUUUUCCGAGGUCUUGAGUGUCAGAGUUGUCAGGCAAGUAGACCAUGACGAGCUCUUGGUCGAUAUUCAUGACAUUGGCACAACGACCUUGCUCAUUUACCUGGACGAUGCAGAGCUGGUGAAGAAGCGUAUUGAGUUGUUACUUGGCAACUACAUUGCAGACGAGCCCAAUCCGGCAACCCAAGUGUUGAAGGCUCUGAGAGACAUGCUGCCAGACGACACGGGUGUCUCCGCUAAGCAGGGCUUGUCGUCAUACGCCAACGGGUCAGACGCUGAAGCUGAAGUUCAGAAACAUCACGACGCUGGUCAUUCGCCACAUCGACUCAAGUUGCCAAAGGAACCUGUUCUCACCGAGCCGGACGAGCAGAUGCUUGCCAAGACGAAUGAUCUAGAGGUCAUGUUGACUGCUAAGAGUACCUUCCACAUGUUGUUUGGCAAUCGUUCUCCUCUAUGGAGCCAAGCUUACCAGCUGUGGGGCGUUGAGAAUGGCGAGCAGGGUAUGUGGCAGCCAGGGUCGGAUGGUACCAUGGUACGUUCUUUCCGUUACGCAACAUUGCAGACGGAUUCACGAACGGGGGUACAGCGCAAGAUUGAUCGUGUUGACUGGCAAACGAUUUUGAAACGGACAGAGCACCUCGAUUAUACCGUCCUCUGGUAUCGCCGUGGUCUGGAGUACCCCUCAGGCGACAGCCUUUUCGUGCAAAUGAAAAUCAACGUCUCUUUCGUGUCCAAGAUGCGCACAAGAAUCCGUACAUGGGCUGGCAUUCAUUGGCUCAAGCCUAACUAUCUCUCUCGUGGCAUCAUCACGAGUGCCGUCAUGAAAAAUCUAGAUAUGCUCUCGAGGCAUCUGCGACAUUUCGUCGAGCGAGAAACCCUUGACCGACUAGGCAGCAACAGCAAGACCUCUAAGGCAGUGCGCAUUUAUGGUCGAGUCGGUGGACCUGGCCAAGUACCUAUGGCGAUAGGCAAAGAUGGCGCUGUGACCAUGCCGGUAUUCGAAAAGAUGACGCUCUGGGGUCUGACCAAGAAGAAUCCUUCCACCUUUGUCAAGAGUCUUGCGGCCGAAGCCGUCUUGCUAAUCUACACCAUUGCGCGCGUCUUGACAUCGACCGUGUCGGCACACUCGGUUCUUGCUACCGUCAUGGUAUUGUCCUUGCUAUUCAAUUUCUACUUGAGCGGUAUGAGCACAGUCGCGUACUGGAAUACUCGCUCAGCAACUCGCCUGCUGCGCAAUAUCGACGAAGCACCGUUCGGCCUCAUGUCGCGUGGUAUCACACUCAACGAUAUUCAAGAAAUCGCCAUGAACAAGACAAUCUGGACACCACGAGAUGGACAAUGCUACGGCGUUUUUGAGCAGUUGUCAAGCUUGCCUGCUGCAAGCAGCCGCUAUCACGAAGCUUUUAGAACAACACGCAACGGUUUGUCGCGUACGCGACAUGAUUUGCUGGUAGCGAUGCGUAUGGUCAAUGGCCUUGAAGCCGAGAUUGUCAAGGGUGAGUGGGAGGCGUUCUUGGUGGAAGAACAGAGCCAGUGUCGUGCCGCAAAGCAGCUUGCACUGUCUGACGAUGAGCAGCGCAAAAUUAAUGACCACUGCGAUGACUGCCUAGCUUACAGCUUUUAA